Molecule: messenger RNA, 1086 nt
Organism: Melanotaenia boesemani (Boeseman's rainbowfish)
Lineage: Eukaryota; Metazoa; Chordata; Actinopteri; Atheriniformes; Melanotaeniidae
Product: vertebrate ancient opsin-like
Exons: 4
Coding region: 1-1086 (361 amino acids)
Biological process (GO): G protein-coupled receptor signaling pathway; visual perception
Cellular component (GO): photoreceptor outer segment; membrane
Molecular function (GO): G protein-coupled receptor activity
Source: RefSeq, a predicted model, not a curated record
AUGGACAGCAACAGCACACUGUGGAGCUCCAGCUCUCCUCCUGCAUCCAACCACACUGAGGUGAUGGUGACUGCAGCACCCACCAUCUUCCCUCGGGUGGGCUAUAGUAUACUUUCCUUCCUUAUGUUUAUCAACACAGUGCUGUCAGUUUUUAACAACAGCCUUGUCAUAAUCGUGAUGGUAAAGAAUCCAUCCCUCCUCCAGCCUAUGAACAUUUUUAUCCUUGGCCUGGCAGUGUCGGACCUUAUGAUCGCUCUGUGUGGCUCACUGGUCGCCACCAUCACAAACUACCAGGGCUCAUAUUUUAUCGGCCAUGGAGCCUGUGUGUUUCAAGGAUUUUCAGUGAAUUAUUUUGGUCUGGUGUCUCUCUGGACUCUAACUCUUCUUGCUUAUGAGCGGUACAACAUGGUGUGUAACCCAAAAGAUGGAUUUAAGCUAAGCAUGCGGAGAAGUAUUAUUGGACUGCUGUUUGUCUGGGUCUUCUGCUUAUUUUGGGCUGUUACUCCAUUAUUUGGCUGGAGCUCCUAUGGACCAGAGGGUAUCCAGACAUCUUGCUCUCUGGCAUGGGAGGAGAGAUCAUGGAGCAACUAUAGCUAUCUGAUCCUUUACACACUUCUCUGCUUCAUCCUCCCAGUUGCAAUCAUCUUCUUCUGCUACUUCAAAGUGUUGAAAUCUUUAAAUAAGCUGAACAGGAGCAUCGAGCUGCAGGGUGGGCAUUCCAGGCAGAAUGAGAAUGAUCACGCUGUGAUUAUGGUCCUGGCAAUGAUUAUAGCGUUUUUUGUUUGCUGGCUGCCCUACACUGCAUUAUCAGUGGUUGUAGUGGUGGAUACAGAGCUGUACAUUCCUCCUCUGGUGGCCACAUUGCCUAUGUACUUUUCCAAGACCAGCCCUGUCUAUAACCCCAUCAUCUACUUCUUUUCCAACAAACAGUUCCGUGACUGCACCCUGGAGGUUUUGUCCUGUGGGCGCUACAUACCCCUUGGGCCGACCAGCGUCAGCAUCCCCAUGUGCUCCUUGAACAGAGGUAGCUGUCUGUCUUCUAUAAGCAGGAGCGCCAACACACACAGCAAGGUGCUGCCUGUGUGA